AUGGUGGGGAUCAUAUGGCGGCCCCAGCGCACCUGCGCCGUCCAAUCGGUCCUUGAGCCGCGCAAGCUGCCGAAGGUGGUAUACGACAAGGCCAAAGCCGCCAUGUGCGAGUUGUCCGCGGUGAUAAAGCAGAAGAUCCGCCUGGCCGGGCGCGUGGCGACGCUCACCGAGAGCAUUGCCGCGCUGAGGGCUAGACGCGCCCCGAGCGGGGUAGCGCCCUUCUACGCGAGUUCCUCGUCGAAGGACUGGGGCGCAGCAGCGGGCGCGGCAGAGACAGAGCGCGCGUUCGCGGAAGCCGCGGCCGAGAGGCUUUGCGCGGACACCGCCCGGCAGGCCGCGGCGAACGCGGAGACCGAUAUUCGGCUCUGCAUCCAAGCCGUCAAAUACGCCCGGGGCCUGCUGGCCAAGAACAAGGGCAACGCGAAGCAAGCAAUGGCGGAUUCGCGGAACAGCCGCGCCCAGCCCGAGGGCGCGGCGCAAGCUCCGGAGCCCGAGGGCGCAAUCAUCGUCAAUGCGAGCACCGAAAACGACAGGAUCCUAAUCGACGCCCUUGCCAAUGGGAUUGCGACAGUCAUGGGCGACAAGUCAGCUGGCUCGCGCAUCGGGCGAACGACGCCGACCACCGAUUUCGAAUUAAUGGACUUGCACGUGUCAAGCGACCAGAGAGUUCGAGCCGAUGAGGCCUCAAAGCAAGCUGAACCGCAGUUUCGGGAAUCAGUGCGCGAUGUAAUACUUGCCAUGCUGAGUAACCAGAGCGUUACUUACGAUGCCGAGUCAGACGGGGUCAAGAAGGUGAAUGUGGGCUCUGGGCAAGGCCGCGACGUGUCCGGGGACAUCGCCGACGCAGCUUCCUCGGCCGUUGGCGAGCCCAAUUUCCCUUUUAAGCCGGGCAGUGCGGCGGGCCAAGAUAUUGUUUUCAGGUGCUCGUGCGGCUGGCAGCGGCGAACCGACUGGAUGGGCGCGGACAAUGGCGCAGUCCCCGGGGGGCACUACGCGGACUGGCGCCGCAAAUAUUGCAAGGGCACGUGGGUGCCGAAGAAGGGCGUGGGCUACUUCAGUUUCGGGACCUACCAGGGUUUGCUCGUGCUCCGCCCCGUCGCCGUCGCUGUCAGAGCCGUGGGCCAUGUCCUCUGCCGCUUUGCUUCUGGCUCGCGCCACCGGCCGCCGGGCAUCGUUGCGGCGCGCAUAGAGGGCCGCGCGGGGCGCACUCUGCGGGACCCCCCCAAGUUCCGAUGGACGCCAGCGCACAGGUCCUUGGAGGAGCUUGUGGGCACAGGGCCGCAGGAGCUGCGUGACUGGCUAGGCAACGGCUGGGCAGACUAUUUCGCGCGCUGUGGUGCGGCCUCUCACGCACUGGCUGGGUCGGUAGCCGAGGCGGUAACAGCUGCGCUGAAACAGCACCGCAAGGUCCUGCAGUUCGUUCCGUGGGCUGUACUGCAGGUGGUGGUUCGCGAACAAUGGGGGUGCGACGUGGAGGUCUCCGGGCCACCUUGCGAGCAGGUCCUUGCUUACUGCGCCAGCCUCGGGCGGUGCGAUGGGCUCUCGCCCAACGAGUCCACGCGCCGCAACCAGCAAGAUGCGAUCAGGCGCGACGAGAAGGGGUGGCUCCUCGUGCAGCCACGCGGCGCGAUGAUCGACCAUGUCGUGAUUCGCUGCCGUUCCGUGUUCGGCUGGUGGCACGGCGUCUUCUUCGGCGGCGACGCCUUCUCCGUCGGCGGCAAGUUGGUCUGCGUCCACGACCUUGAGGGCGGCUUCUUCCAGCUGCUCUCCUUCUACACUGCUUCCUUCUCUUACGGCACGGUGCCGUGGGUAGGCGGCGCCAGGGGGUCUGGAGCCAGCGCCGAGUUCGACCGCAUAGACGCGGACGGCGAUGGGGUCAUCACGCGCAGCGAGUUCGUCUUUGAUAGGCUCGACCGCAACCACGAUGGCGUCAUCUCCCGCGCCGAGUUCGAGGCCGCGGUCAGCAGCGGUCAGCUGGCGGGCAGCUUGGCGGACUCCCGGGAGGCGGCCGCGAGCAGCUUCGGGCCCGCGACCCCCAGCCUCGCGCACACGCUGCAGGCGGACCGCGUGGCCGGGCCCCCCUUCGCGGAGCCGCUCGCGAGGCCGGGCUCCUCACACCGCCUGGCAGCAGCGCCCGCUGGAGGCCCGGGCGCCGCCUCUGGAACUCCCGAGUUAGUGUCGCGCUCGCAGGCGGAGAUGACCUCCCGCGUCGGCGCGGCAACCGUGCACAAGCUGGUGGGCACCACCAAGAACCUGCUGCAGGGCCUCGAGGAGGCGCUCCUCCUCCGGGCCGGCUUCCUCGCGGGGGCCUUCCACGCCUGGCGCUGCGGGAGUGCGCUGCGCAGGGCCUCCCGCGAGGCCGAGCGGCGCUUCCAGCAGCACCUCGCCCGCAGCCAGGAGGAGUGGUCCGCGCAGCUCGAGGAGCUCCGGCGGAAGGCGGACGCGGACCGGCAGCGCGGCGGCACCGCGGCGGCCCAGGCGAUCCGACUCGGCAUCGCGUCCCGGUUCUUCGCCGGUGGCGCCAGGGUGAUGAAGAAGGAGACCUGGCGGACCUGGCGGGUCUACUGCCGCCUCGAGGCCCGCAAGCGCACGGCGGUGCAGAACGCAGAGCUGGUGUUCCUGCAGAGCAGUGCCAGAGGUACCCUGCACGUGGUGCUGAGCACCUGGCAGAAGGAGGUGUCCCGGCAGCAGCUUCAGCGCCAGGCCCAUCGCGGCCAGAAGGAGCUCGACGAGGCCAAGAGAAUGAUGCAGCGGCAGCUUGGCAGUCAGGCCAAUCAGGGCGUGGCGCUCGUCAUGAAGAAGUUCCUGGGCAGCUCGCGGACGGGCGCGCUGAUGUCCGCGUGGAGGGCCUGGCAGCAGGCCGUGGCGGUCGCCAAGGCUGCCGCGGCGAAGUCGAGGAGCGCCUGUCAGGUGCUCCACACUUUGCUGAACGGCAAUCGGCAUGCCACGCUCCGGGCAUAUUUCGUGAACUGGCGCUCGGAGCAGGCCUUCAGCGCCGUGGAGCGCGCGGAGCGCGUGCAGCUCCAGGCCGCUCAAGCAGAGCACGAGGCCCGCCUGGAGUCGGUGCAGGUGGAGCGCCAGCUGCAGAGGGCUGCCGCCCACAAGAGGGUGGAGCAGAUUAUCCGGAAGUGGGUGUUCGGCGACCGCCAAGGGCUGCUGGUGUGGUCCGUCCAGGAGUGGUGCAAGGUCGUCGAGAGCGGCAGGGCCGCCAAGAGGCUCAAGGAGGUGACGUGCUUGACCAUGGUCUGGGCGCUGGAGGGCGACAGGCGCGGGCUGCUGCGCGGCGUGGUCCUCAGCUGGCGCCACGAGGCGCAGCGCGAGGCCGAGGCCAGCAGGCGCCUGCGGGAGGUGGAGGAGCUCCAGGCCCGCAUGGACAGCGAGCGGAGGCGAAGGGAGAAGGAGCUGGAGGCGUCGAGAGAAGAGGCAGCCAGGCGAAUGGUGAAAUCCGAGGCGGUCUUGAAGCACAUGCUGGAGCGCUUGUUCAGAGGCGACAUGAAGGCGACGAGGUCAUCGGCGUUCCGCGAGUGGCGCAAGAUGAGCGCCAAGAGCAGGAUGAAGGUCGCCGAAGGAUUCGCAGUACCUUGA
Molecule: messenger RNA, 3585 nt
Organism: Prorocentrum cordatum
Lineage: Eukaryota; Dinophyceae; Prorocentrales; Prorocentraceae
Source: the annotation of a GenBank genome assembly